This is a messenger RNA of Strongylocentrotus purpuratus (purple sea urchin), 8087 nucleotides long. RefSeq lists its product as uncharacterized. Gene Ontology annotation, biological process: cell-matrix adhesion. The record is from RefSeq and is a predicted model, not a curated record. Lineage: Eukaryota; Metazoa; Echinodermata; Echinoidea; Camarodonta; Strongylocentrotidae. The coding region runs from base 15 to 7226 and encodes 2403 amino acids. The transcript is spliced from 40 exons.
UGUCCAUCGUCUCGAUGUUAAGAGUUGGUCAGACUGUGUGCUUAGUCUUCAUGCAUCCCACCUCCUUGCAAGGCAGGAUAUUCGAUUUGCUCUCGCUGACAUACAGGAGCAGUAUGUUCUCCAAGGUGCUUCUAAUUGGCCCCUUCUUACUCGCCAUUACGUUAUGGUUGACUUAUGGAGCUGAGGGUUCGACCCUUCCAGAAGAUUUCCAUCCUAGUGCAGGUAUGGCAGACUUGACCAGUGAAGAAGGGGAGAUCUUGACCGCUUUCAGACAAUACUUGGAUUCAUCUCUCCAAAAGUAUCAAAGACAGCUUCAUACAACCUACACUCAAAAUACCUUGGAGUACAACAGACGCAAGAAACGUGAAUUACGCGUAAAUGAGGACCUAUCUUGGGAUAUCCAGCCUGAAGCGAGCUUUCCAACAAACAUCUCAAUCAUCAAAUACUUUUCGUGUGAAGGUGAUGAUUACGUCAUAGUGGGUUUCAACAAAGUUGAUGAGGGAAUAUAUGAAGUGGACGCAGAGAUCUACAAGUACAUCUCAGGAGCAUUUACUCCUAUAGGAGUAACUAUUUCAACGAAGGGUGUGACUGACAUUGAGCCAUUCCUUCUCGAAGGAGAGACAUACAUAGCGGUGGCCUGUGGUCAGUUUGGUCCCGGUGAUUAUGAAGGACUAUCGCAAAUACUGACCUUUGACCCCUCUGUGCCUUCGGUCACUCAUGUGCAGUAUAUAUUGACAUAUGGAGUGUCUGCUUUAGAAGUCUUCAUCUACGAGGGGGAUACGUACCUAGGUAUCGCAAAUAGUCGGCACGACUCCCUGUUCCGAUAUAUGGCGCCAACCAGUAUAUACAGGUUUGCGGGAGCCCAUUUUGAUGAAGUCGCGUCUGUUGAUACAGAAAGAGCAAGUGAUAUAGCUACUGCAGUGAUUGGAUUAGACUUAUACGUGGCUAUAUCUCAAUAUGGAUCCAACGGCGGCGGUUAUACUCCAGGUACUCUGUUGUACCAUAUGUAUGUGGAUACGUCAACCGAUGAAGCUGAUGUGGAAAUGAUCAAGUUACAAAUCAUGUACAGUUCAGCGCCUAAAUCUGUCACAUUCUUCGUACAAGAAGAUCACAACUACUUAGCUAUUAGCAACUAUCUUGAGGUUGUAGACGGUGCAGAGACUACACUGACAGACUCCUCCAUAUAUUGGUGGGCAACCGAUAAACAGUUUAUUGAGUAUCAAACCAUAAGCACAGAUGGCGCCAUGCACUUUGAGUAUUUAGAUAUGGAGCUUGAUCCUAACCUUCUUGUAACAGUUGACCGGACGGGACUUCAUUUCUACGAGUUCACUGACAAUGCUCAGUGGGAAGAGGCCGACACCGAUCUCUACCUCUACGAACCCUCUACCAGACUCACCGAUAUCCACAUCGAGGCAUUCACCGUGGAUGGCACUGAUUACAUCGCCACAUCUGGCGGUGUGUUCUGGACCACAGAACAUCGAAACCUGACGGAAUCAAACUGCUUUUCAUUCACACAUGUCAAUCACACAACAACAUACGUCACUAGGGUUCAUCUACCGAGCUGCUUAAAAAAACUCUCAGGGUCAACUGAAGAAGGGAUCGAAAACAUCACAAGUGUCUCCAAGACCUUGAAAGAGAGUGGCUUGAGUAAGACCAAAGAUAGCCAGGUUAUCAAUAGCAACAUUGUUAUUACAGGAACUGUGAGGCUUCCGAUCCUUCAGACCAAAACGCUUGAGGUUCAGAGUGGGCAGCCGUAUGAAGUAGAUCCUGAGCUGAUUCGAGCUAUUGGAAACAAUGGAAAUAAUUCUCGAUCGCUGCGAGCUCAUCCUCCAAGCUUUGUUACUAAAUCUACAGUGCAGACUAUCCCAGGCUCGAUUACAAUAAGUGCCAGACAGACGGUUGUAAGCGGUGAAGCCGAAGCCGAUUCGUUCACAUCACAGGAUGAUUUGAUCAAUGAUGACAUAGACCUAUCAUACGUUGAUGAUAAUGCCUUACGAUUUACCGGCUCGCAGACAAUGACGGGUCAGGUGGAUUUUACUGAUGACCUCACAGUAGGAACAGCUGUAACGGUAUCAGGUGAUAUCAAUUCUAUUACUGUACCAGACGACGUCAUGGAUAAAGGAUCUUCUCAAACGGUUGGUGGAUUAAAAACAUUCGAUUCUAAUGUCGAUCUUGACGCCAACGUUGAUAUCAAUGGUGAUAUUAACGGCCUGGAUUUGAACACGGAUAUUGUGGUGUCUAGUCGUAGUGCCUCCGUGGAUGGAGCCAAGACAUUCUCACAAGAAAUCAGUCUGAGUCAGCCUAUGAAUGUCUCACCAGGAAAAACCGUGGAUACAGUGGAUGUAUCCGAGUUUAGCAGUCUGGUGUUGUCUAUCACCAGCGGUGGCACUCUCUCCGGUGAUGUGGAUUUUAAUAGCGCCGUCGACAUCACGGGCGAUGUAUCUAUAGAUGGAAGCCUUAUCAACGACGUCGAUUUUACAAGUGCCUAUAACGAUGCAGUUUUUCAUGACACUAAUCAGACCAUUACAGCCUCUAAAACGUUCCUUAAUGACCUAACAAGCCAAGAUGUCGUUAUCGUUGAUGGGAAUGUCAAUGGUAUAGAUAUAUCUGAGAGUGUGUUCACCCUCUCUGGAGCACAGACCAUUGAUUCACGGUUAACAAUCGUUGAUGGCGGAGUAGAAGCUCAACAGGAUGUGAUCUUAUCUGGGACUGUGAAUGGAAUCGAUCUAUCAGAAGAGGCGGUCCUUAUCUACGUCAAUCAGACUAUCACAGGAAUGGUGAUAUUUACUAAAGACAUCAUGGUGUACGGUGAUACCAUUGUGGCUGAAGGAAAAACCGUAGAUGGCGUCGAUCUGAGUGAAUAUGCAGCAACUGCCAUCAAAAUCAUCGAUGAACCGCAGUCCAUGGCUGGCCAGAAAACAUUCACUAACAAUGUAAUAGUAUCUGGUGACAUCACUGUAUCCGGGGACGUCAAUGGUGUUGACGUAGAAGAUCUCUAUGAUGACGUCCUAGCGAAGAGGAGAGAACAAACCUUUGAGGUGACGGUGGAAGCGACAAGUUCUAUCGAGUUCUCAGGAGCCGUUACUCUCCAGAGUACUAUUGAUGGUCAAACUAUCCCGGAUGACUUUGUCCUUCUUGCUCAAAAUGGAGACAUAGCUGGUGACAAGACUUUCUCUGAUGCAGUUUCCAUCUCUGGUGAUUUGACAAUGGCGAACACGAAAACUAUAAAUGGUGAAGAUCUCUCAGCAUUUGAUACAAACAUAUUGAAGAUCAGUGGAUCCCAGAGCCUCGCGACAGGUGGUAUUACAUUUAACACGGGUUUGUCUAUCGAUGGUGACGUCACAGUGACUGGAACGGUUAACGGGUAUACCAUACCAGAUGACUUGGUUCUACUCGCUGGAGCACAAACCAUUAAUUCAGUGGACCGCAUGGAAGACCCAUUUACUGUGGACCGCAUGGAAGACCCAUUUACUGGUCUGUUCUUUCCAUUUGGUUUAAAUGAAGGGGACGAAUUUCUACCAGCCAAUGAUGAUGGUUACACAGACGAGCUACCAAUCUCUGUCGGCUUCCCGUUCUUCGAUCACAUUCAAACUGGACUUUUUGUCAACAAUAACGGUAUCAUCUCGUUCUCGGCGGCAGUUAGUCAAUUUAACUCCGAUUCGUUUCCAGUCGCUAAUGGCAAACCCAUUAUAGCCCCAUUCUGGGCUGAUGUUGACACGCGUAAUGGCGGGACUCUAUCCUAUCGACAAGUUUUACGAUCUGCCGAAAACGACCGCAUAUUCCUAGAAGCUGAUGAAAUUAUAAGAGCAUCAUUUGUUGACAUGAGAGAUUUUUUGUCGUCAUGGAUAUUCAUCGCGACCUGGGACAGUGUUGCUCACUUUAGUUCUUCAGGUGAACUCAGGAAUUCCUUUCAAGCUGUUAUGGUGACAGAUGGCCGAUACUCCUUCGUCAUCUUUAAUUACGGUGAUAUCAACUGGGCAGCAUCAGGAGGUGGUACCCCAGCUCAGGUUGGAUUCAACGAUGGUGACGGAGUGAACUUUUAUAGUGUCCCUGGAUCUCGAACAGCUGCCGUCAUCGAUAUCGCAACGACAUCGAACAUCGGUGUAUCUGGAAGAUGGGUUUUCAGAACAGACGAUUCCAACAUUGAAGGACUAGAAGGUGCAACCUCAGCGUCUCUUACAGUCUCUACAGAUUGCAAGACUUUUACCCAUCCCAACAUCGCAGUAUCAGGAGAUAUAAACACACCAGACCUAGAUGUGACAGGGACUGUUAACACUGUUGAUGUAGAUGCUUUAUAUAGCGAUGCUGUUAUCGCUGCUACCGGGGGUGCCUGUGCUAUCAGCGGAAGCAAGACUUUCCCAAAUUUUGAAGUGGAAGGUCAAACAAUAGUCUCUGGGACGGUUGAUGGAGUCAACCUAACAAGACUCGCUGCUACUGCCGUUUAUUUGGCUGGUGCGCAGACCAUUGCUGGUGAUAAGUCUUUCUCAGCAGGGACCCAGAUCAGAGGGAAUGUAGCAGUCACAAAUCACGUUAACUCGGUUGAUUUUGCUCAGAAAGUGAGUCAAGUUAUCUACAAAGAUACGGAGGGACAGAUCCGGGGACAGAAGACAUUUUCUGCAGGGAUGGCUGUAACCGGUGAUAUGGACGUCGAUGGUCUGAUCAAUGGUGUCAAUGUUACCCUCCUUGAUCAAACAUAUCUCUCCACCCAGUAUGAACAGACCUUAGAUGGAAAGAAGACGUUCACACGAUCAUUAGCCUUGGCAAACUUGGAGUUAGCCAGUGGAAAGACACUAGACACUGUUGAUCCCAGCGAUUUCUUACUCUUGGACAGUAACGAAAACCUGAAUAAUGACGUAUCAUUCACUAAAUCUGUAAGCAUUCAAGGAAACAUUGAAGUGGAUGGACUCAUAAACACGGUAGAUAUCGAGGAGCUUGAUGAAAAGACAGUUCGGUUAUCUGGAGGCAGUCAGAGCGUCCAGGGUGUGAAAUCAUUCCCUUCUAUCACUGUGAAUAAUAAUAUCAUCAUAGAUCCUGGCCUCGUCGAUGGAGUAGACGUAUCAGAUUUGUCAGACAGGGUUCUACGCUCAACAGUAGACAAUGAUAUCAGCGUCAGGACAGUGUUUGAGGGCGCUGUCACAGUAUCAGGGAAUCUUCUAACCGAGGCACUGACAGGAGGAGUCAACCUGAUAAAUUUGUUCCAAGAUGCUGUCUUACUCGAUGAAGACGUUACGAUUGAUGGAACCGUCGUAUACGACUCGACAGCAGUAACGACAAUGGAAUCCGUGGUGUUUGAAGAUGAUCUUGAUGUGUUGGUCAAUUUAGGCCAAACAACCCUUGAAGUUCUGCUGACCACCGCUAUACGCGCAUCCACUGAUCAGAAUAUCACAGGAAAUGUUGUGUUUGAUGACGACAUGGUUCUACAGGCCUGUCUUGAUAUUGAUGGUACGACAGAUUUGAUCGACCUAUCUGAACGUGCCGUUCUGAAGAGCACAGAGCAGACUGUAUCAAGCUGUACAAGGUUUGGUACUGGUUUCCGAGUGGAUGGAGAUAUGAGCGUAGGAGGUACUGUUGAUGAUGUCAAUCUGGCUACAUUAGUCAGCUCAAGAGUUACUUACUCUACCGACCAACAGAUUACAGGUGUAUGGACAUUUGAUGACGUCACCGUAAGCGGUAAUGUAACAAUCGAUGGAACACUGAACAACAUUGAUGUGGGGGAUGAUCUCGUUACUAUAUACAAGAAUGCGGUGAUCACGGGAACGAAGUUCUUCACAGCCGACAUCGCUGUCAUCACUGAUCUCGACACCGAUGAAAUCAAUGAUGUUGAUAUCGUAGAUCUAUCCAACAUCGUGGUGCUGAAUGAAGGCACGUUUUCCAUUGAUGGUGAAAAGACUUUCCAGGCUCCCAUCUCCAUCGCAGCUAACUCUGACGUCACAGGUCUAGUGAAUUGCGUAGAUGUUGGGCUGUUAGAUGAUAAGUAUGAAAUCAAUGCAGGUGAUUUCUACAAUGUAUUAUCUCAACUGAAUGACUCCAUGAGAACCCAGUGCAUAUCAGCUAGCACCAUGCAGACAUCAAUAGGAGAACACCCUCUCCUACUCACCCACUGGGAGGAUCUCCAAGACAUCGACAAUCCUGCAACAGGGCGGUUCCACUCCAUAACCCUUGAAGAUGGAGACACACUCCUCGGACUCGCCGAAACAUACAACUCCGCCGUGGACCGUUGCAUCGGAACCCAGCUCUAUCUCUGCCCGGCCAACAGGAUGGAAUGCUUCGCCAUUCUAGAUACCCUCCUACCUGCAGCCACCGAUGUUCAUCUCUACCGCUACCAAGGCGAGACGUUCAUCGUUCUCUUACCUAGUCAACAGGUUGGACAGUGCGAAGAACAUUCAGAUGAAGAGGUGGAUACUUUGACUAUAGUGAAGCUUGAAGAUGAGGCGUUUAGUACUAGCCUGACUGCUCCGCAUGCUUCAGGUGCUACCAUGUUUGAGAUUGACGGAAGCCUGUUUCUUGCUGUGGCUAACUAUAGAGAUGCCUCAACUCAUAACACAGACAUAAACUCUACGGUGUAUGUGUACGACAACGCUCAAGGAACAUUCAAUUUUUUCCAGGACAUUCCUACACACGGGGCAUUUGCUGUUACCCACCUGUCAUGGAAAGGCAUAACGUGGUUGAGUUUUGCUAAUAAUGUUCUCGACUACAAGUCGCCCAUAUAUGUCUACGAUUCUCAAGCAAACCAGUUUGUUCUUGAUGAGAGUAGAGGCACCAAUCACGCAUCUCACUUGUCUAUGUUUGUGAUUGAUGAUGUACCGUUCAUUGCAAUAUCAAGUGAGAAGUUGAUCGAAGGUGAGAGAGAAGUCGAGUUUCAUCGAGAAAUCACCAUCUUAGCAUUCAAAGAUGGACAAUGGAAAGUGAUGGAGAGCCUUGGAUCUUACGGUAUUCUAGAUACCGCCGUGUUUGCAAUAGACAAUUUCGUGUACUUGGUUGGUGUGAGUUUAGAAGCAGGUUAUCUAUCAAUCUAUGAAUGGCAUCAUGCUGGUAUGUUUGAGCUCUAUCAAAACAUUCCAUUCAGUAACCAGUACAGCGCUCAUGCAUUUGUUCACAACCAUGAGAUCCUCAUGGCCCUGGCUAGACCAGCGUUUACAUCCAUCGAUAUCUACUCUUGGAAGUCGAAGAUCAUGAAGGCAGUAAUAAGAGGUAAAACAGAGAACACCGUGCUGAAAGCUUGGUGAUGACCGAAUCGCGAUAACUGAACAGAUCUGAUCACCAACAAAAAUUAUUUUCUUCAACUUGUCUUCAUCCUCAAACGUAUAAAAUCGAAUAUUCCUGUAUUAAAUAUUCGUAGAACAUUAUAAUGAAGGCAGGCCUAAAUUUUGCUAUAUAUAGAGAUAAUUGAGAUCAUAAUAUUUGAUAAAGAUGCCCCGUGUUGGCUGAUUUAUUCAAGAUGAAUGAAUAAAAACAUUUUUAGAGAGUCAUUCAACUAAAAUUCCAGUUUAAACUUUUGACCAAGACCUACUGGAAAUUAUUUAUUUGUUCGGCUUGACUAAGUGUUAACAUGCACAGAGUUUAUAAUAUUUUAUUCUACAGAAUAGCAUUGUAAGUUCAAAACUUCUUUCACAAUGGCCGUGAAGGCUUCCAUACUUGAUGAAACUAUUUUGAUCUAUGGUCCGCUCAUUCUGAAUUGUUCUAGGUCUUUCUGGAUGGAAAUGAUUCUCUCGGCACAUCCACGUUAAUUCAGGUUUAAAACAAAAAACAACUUUAUUGAAUCUUAAAAGCGGGAGGUAAGCAGCUGGGACGGGACACCAUCUUCAUUUAGGGGUAACAUCGUUACGAUUUGCUUUUCCUGUAUACAGGAAUAUAUCCUAGAUGAACAAUACAACUAUUGAUAAAGAGCAUAUCAAAAUUAAAUCUUCCUAAAUAGAGAACAAUUGAAUACAAUUCAAAGUCUUUUUAUGUGUGUAAUGUUAGUUUGGAAUUUGCUUAAAGCAUUCUUUCCAGUGACGUCCAUGUAUUUACUCAUUGAAUCCAAUUCCAAAUAUUCUAUGUAUAUGUUGUAAAAAAAAAACAUUAAACUGCAUUUUGUUUAUAGACCA